This is a messenger RNA of Vigna unguiculata (cowpea), 1480 nucleotides long. Its product is annotated as GDSL esterase/lipase At5g03610-like. The record is from RefSeq and is a predicted model, not a curated record. Gene Ontology annotation, molecular function: hydrolase activity, acting on ester bonds. NCBI's taxonomy places the organism in Eukaryota, Viridiplantae, Streptophyta, Magnoliopsida, Fabales, Fabaceae.
UAGUCUUGUCAACUCUCUCCGUGUUUUUCACCACCCAACGACAAAUCAAACCCCAAAAUCUUCAUUAAACUAUCACUUUCAAAAUUCCCAAAUUCCACGUGUUGCCCAAUUCUUUCACUAUAAAACCUCAUUCAUCUUCAUCAUCACCAUCAUCAAACACUUCACUAUUCUCUCACCCUCAUUCAUUCUCCUCUCUGCUUUUAACUUCACAACAAAAUUCAAAUACCUCAUUCCAUCAUGGAACUUUCCCUCUUAUCUCUUUCUCUAGCAAUUCUACUUCUCUCAGGUUUCAGAGUUGAGGCUAGGUUGCAACCUCAUGCCACCAGUUACCAAAAAUUGUUUGUUUUCGGUGACUCCUAUGUCGAUACUGGGAACACGAGAAUAGAUCAACCUGGUUCCUGGAAAAACCCUUACGGCAUAACUUUUCCCGGAAAACCUGCCGGAAGAUUCUCCGACGGUAGAGUUAUAACGGACUACAUUGCUAAGUUUUUGGGACUCAAAUCGCCUCUUCCCUACAAAUUUAGGAAAUUCAUUCCACAAAAUUUGAAAUACGGAAUGAACUUUGCAUAUGGUGGUACUGGUGUGUUCGACACAUCCUCCAAAAACCCAAACAUGACAAUCCAAAUCGAUUUUUUCCAAGAGUUAAUCAAAGAAAAUGUGUACACAGCUUCAGAUCUCAGCAAAUCCGUGGCACUUGUCUCUGUCGCAGGAAAUGAUUACAACUUCUAUUUGGCAAGAAAUGGCUCUAUUCAGGGUUUUCCGUCUUUCAUCGCUUCUGUGGUUAAUCAAACUGCAACCAACUUGCUUCGCAUCCAAAGUCUUGGAGUGAAGAAAAUUGUUGUGAAUGGUCUACAACCACUUGGAUGUCUUCCUGAAACCACAGCCUCAUCUUCAUUCCAAAAAUGUAACAGUACUUUCAAUGACCUCGUACUGCUCCACAACAACUUAUUGAACCAAGCUGUGACCAAGUUGAACCAAGAAACCAAGAACCAAACAACAUUCAUAGUUCUUGAUCUCUACGAUAGUUUCUUGUCGGUGCUGAACCACCCUUCUAGCAAUAACAUCAAGGACGCACUCGAGCCUUGUUGCGUUGGGAUAAGUAGCCAAUAUUUUUGUGGAAGUGUGGAUGAAAACAAUGUCAAGAAAUAUAAGGUGUGUGAUAAUCCCAAAUCAGCUUUCUUUUGGGACCUUUUGCAUCCAACUCAAGCUGGUUGGCUUGCCGUGUACAACGAGUUGCAAACCACAAAGGCUCUUCAACAAAUCCGAUACUGAAGAGCUGUUGCUAGGGCUCUUGUUUGUUGUGUAAUAAUGAUGCACCCUCAUUUCAUUUCUCAAUUUGUCCACAAAUUGUGUUUUGGUUGUAUUUUAUUCAAAAAUGUGCAUGUUUAAAUAGACUGUUCUUUUUGUGACAGAUGUUGUUUAGAUUAAUAAUUUGUAAGGAUUUUCAAUUAUGUAUUCAAGUUAUUUAAAUAGGAAAAAA